This is a messenger RNA of Drosophila busckii, 1244 nucleotides long. RefSeq names its product dentin sialophosphoprotein-like. The transcript is spliced from 2 exons. The coding region runs from base 192 to 1154 and encodes 320 amino acids. NCBI's taxonomy places the organism in Eukaryota, Metazoa, Arthropoda, Insecta, Diptera, Drosophilidae. The record is from RefSeq and is a predicted model, not a curated record.
UGUCUGUAUGUAGCAAAUGCAGUUCUUGUCUGUCAACCGCCUCGCCCACACUUGCCCCUAGACCUUCGCCCUGCUCAUCUGUAUACAGCAAUAGCUGUCCGCGUAAGUGUACACCAAUUCCACGACGAGUGCACUUUGCCCAGCCAUUCGCUGGCAAUCGGCAGCCUAGUAACAUCGACUGCAAGUUAAAUAUGCUCACGAAUCUCAUGUACCAAACACUUUGCAAGCUUGAUAAGUUGCAGGAAAAACGGCCAAUGAAACGUCGCGUCAAAUCUUCUGCCAAGCUGCAGCCAGUAAAUAAAGUGUACAUAUUAAAAGCUCAGCCUGUGUCUGCGUCUGCUGCCACAGCAGCGACGUCUGCAGCACCCGGAGCUGCGGCGUCUGCAACACGCGGAGCUGCGGCAUCUGUAGCACCUGUAGCAUCAGGAGCCAUACCAACCACAUCCCCACGAGCUGGAGCUACUAACAGAAGACCGCGGAAUCCGCCAACGGAAAAGUCUAAGAAACGCACCAAGAGCUCCAAGAACAAAGUGGAUUGUAGAGAUUGUGGCACUACCAUGUGGUGUCCCAACUGCCGUGAUUGCAGUGGCGUUAAAAGCACAGAGAGCAUGCCAUUAAAUUCCAAUCGUCAGCCUAGUAGCAUGCCUACUGAAGAUAAGAAGAAACUUAACAAAGGCACAGACUCCAUGACUUCAAGUGAGGAAAGUACAGUUUCCAUAGAAGCUAAAGAAAAAAAUAAAAAAGAAAAGAGUAAGUUGGACAAGACCAGUGGCUCAAGGCCUGAAAAUCCCAGGGGAAGUAAUAUGAAAGAAAGGCCAAAAGAAAAUAAGCAAUCUGGCAAGAUGGACAAAACCAGUGCCUCAAUGCCUGAAACUCCUUCGGGAAGUGAUAUUUCUAUUGAAAAUAAAAUGAAUGGAAGGUCAAAAGAAAAUAAAAAGCCAUCUAGCAAUGCCUCUGACGCCAGGGUUCCUACUUCCACUACUCGUUCCACUUCCAAAGAACAACUUUUAGAAAGAAAUGUCUUUGUUAUGAGCAAUAGCACAGAGAAUAUAGCAUCAACUGACAAGAUGAAAUCAAAAUCAAAGGAAAAGAAAAAGUCGAGCAGAGCCAUGAGCCCAGCGUCCAAGUAUCAGGGUCGGAAGCAAAGAGGCUAGUGCAAUAUCCAGUGAAAUUAAAUUAAAACCAAAUUCAAUAGAAACGGUAAGGUAUAGUAAAGUCACCGAGGCCAUUUAUCAGUCGGACGG